This is a messenger RNA of Pseudo-nitzschia multistriata, 1003 nucleotides long. The record is from the annotation of a GenBank genome assembly. NCBI's taxonomy places the organism in Eukaryota, Bacillariophyta, Bacillariophyceae, Bacillariales, Bacillariaceae.
ACCGGGCUCAGAUCGACAUCAUCCGGAAGCUGCACGCCUCUAAAACGAAGGGCCAGAGCGGCAACGGCGAGCGACUCGGCAUCGGACUGGAGCAGGUCCAGGUUCAGUUCCAGUCGGUCCUGGACGCGUACAUCGGCGGAAGCCUGUCCAYMGAGGAAAUGCGGGAAAAGGUGGAGUGGGACAAGCGGUGGACGUGGCCGUUUGAUGGCUACAGGGGCAUCUUUGAAACGGCGAGGGAGCURAAGAUCCCACUCGUGGCCCUGAACGUAGAUUCCGAGGACCUGGCCAAGGUCGAGAACGGAGGCUUCUCGAACCUGCCRCCCGAGAAACGCAGCAAGUACAUCCUCGAUCCGGAGGGYUUUGCCGCCUUUGCCAAGCCCGGAAAAUACAAGUGCUACGUGGAAUACGUCAUCCUGCCGUCCUUCGACAUGCACAAGAAGCUGGGCCUCCUGCAGUACACGAUGUCGGGGGAAAAACUCGACGAGGAAAUGAAUUUCAAGAAAUUCUUUAGCGGGCGAAUCCUCUGGGACGAGGCCAUGGCCUCCGGGGCCUACCGGUGGACCAGGGACAACCCGAACGGCCUCCUGGUGGGCCUCGUAGGGGCCGACCACGUCAAAUACAGGGCCGGCAUCCCCGGGAGGUACGACCGGAUGGUGGGGAACAGCAGGGACUGCGUCUCGGUGAUGCUGAAUCCAUCCCUCAUCGACACGCGGCCCUCGGGCUCCGUCUCGAUGGAACAAAACACACUCGAUCCGAACCAGCUGACGCUCCAGCUGAUCUAUGCCAAGGACGGGGUGGACGCUACCACGGAUGCACGCUUCCUCGACGAAAACAUCGGGGGAUCCUUUCCUCUGGCGGAUUACAUCGUCACGAGCAGCAGCUAGACGGUGACACCAGUCCGUGGCAAGACGAGCGUCCCGCAGUACAAGGACAGACAAUAACUGAGAACGAGAACGAGAACUAGAACGAGAACGAGGCACCUCAAUAGCUUAUAGACUCAAAC